AUGAACUCCACGAUGAAGAUGUCCGAGCCGCCGGCGGUAGAGCAGCUGGCGUUCGCCGACAAGGUGCUGCUUAACAAGGCCGACCUGGUGUCCGCCGAGGAGAAGCAGGAGGUCGUCAAGCGCAUCAAGGCCAUCAAUUCGUCAGCCGACAUUAUUGAGACGGUGCAAGGCAACGCCCCCCUGGAGCGCAUACUGGAGAUCAAGGCGUUCUCGUUGGAGCGAAUCUUGGAGGGCGAGCCGACCUUUCUGGAGUCGGAUGGCGAGCACCAGCAUGACUCCUCUGUUACCAGCGUGGGCCUCGAGCUGGAGGGCGAAAUGGACAAGAAAAAGCUGGACAGCUGGCUCGGCGCCAUCCUGCGCGAGAAGGGCACGGACAUCUUCCGCAGCAAGGGCAUCCUCGCUAUCAAGGGCACAGCAGACAAAUUGGUGUUCCAGGGUGUCCACAUGCUGAUGGGCUUCGCCAGCAGCAGUGAGGGUGUCGGCAAGCCCUGGCGGGAUGGGGAGAAGCGAGUGAACCGCAUCGUUUUCAUUGGGCGGCACCUGGACCGAAAACAGCUGGCGAGCAGCUUCACGGCGUGCCUGGCAGACUAA
This is a messenger RNA of Volvox carteri f. nagariensis, 591 nucleotides long. RefSeq lists its product as uncharacterized. The transcript is spliced from 6 exons. Gene Ontology annotation, cellular component: cytoplasm. The record is from RefSeq and is a predicted model, not a curated record. The coding region runs from base 1 to 591 and encodes 196 amino acids. NCBI's taxonomy places the organism in Eukaryota, Viridiplantae, Chlorophyta, Chlorophyceae, Chlamydomonadales, Volvocaceae.